Molecule: messenger RNA, 1128 nt
Organism: Salmo salar (Atlantic salmon)
Lineage: Eukaryota; Metazoa; Chordata; Actinopteri; Salmoniformes; Salmonidae
Source: RefSeq, a predicted model, not a curated record
GUUACAGGAAUACAAUUGUACUGUAGUGAAGCCGUCUCUAGAGUAAUGCAAGAUCUCUUUCAUGAUCAUGUGAAAUGUCACUUGUCCUGAUAAAGAAAAUGGCAGACGGAAGGGAGGGUGGUGCGGCAGUUGCCGCUUCUCAUAUGAAUGCUGUUAUUUUAUCUAAAACAUCAGGCGUACGCCGACCCCAGCUAAAUAACUCAUGCAAAGAUUUAAAGCGCAAUUAUGUAUUUUAUCUCCAGUACAUUUCCAUGAUUGUCAGUUAUGAAGCUGCUCUACUGAUAAUCUCAGUGCGUCCUUGCUGGGAUGACACAAUCAAUCUACUGCCAGAGAAUAUCAACACCAAACACAUUGGUUCACCGUUCCACGGGAGCGGACAGUACACAGCAUACCAUAAUGUUCUGAAUAAUGGCCAAGUCUACCUCGCUCCCUAUUCCACUGACCUGCUUAGGCGUAACAAACACAAGUCCAACAUUUAUCGGAAACUGUUAAACUACCUGUUCUCUACCCUCCUGCUCUACGGGGAUGUGCAGCUCAACCCUGGGCCUAACAUCACCGAGCCAGCGAUACUCACUGGAGUGGAAAGCAGUGGAUGGCCUCGUCCACUGAUCGUCGCCGCUGCAGAAGUGGACACAGGGGACACGCCCGAUGCAGCAGCGAGAGGCUACAACCAAUGCUACCACGUUGCCGGGCUGGUGCGGAGAGCGGGACAGCCGGUGACCAGCCAUUGACUACCAGACCAGCCAUUGACUACCAGACCAGCCAUUGACUACCAGACCAGCCAUUGACUACCAGACCAGCCAUUGAGUACCAGACCAGCCAGUGACUACCAGACCAGCCAGUGAGUACCAGACCAGCCAGUGACUACCAGACUAGCCAUUGACUACCAGACCAGCCAUUGACUACCAGACUAGCCAUUGACUAAUGACCCCCGCUCAGGAGGUAGAGCCGAACGAACCCUGCUCGGGUAGUACCAAAUGAACGAACCAACAUUGGCCACCGCUCUGUGAAUCAGCUGCUGUAAACUUUGCUCAUAGUUAGCCUAUAGCCCUGAAUCCUAGCCCCUUUUUUAUGUAGUGAUACUGUCAUUGUUAAAGCUGAAUUUAUAAUAAAGAACCUUUGCUUGUA